AUGGCUUUCAUGAAUACCACCUCCAGCAUUGCUAUGGCCCUUGCUGGCAAGACGGCCUCUGUCGAUAUUCCCAAGCCGCGCUCCGGUUUCACCCCGGGCGGUCGUGACUCCGCUCGUCCGGGGCAUCCUGCCAUGUUGCCUACUCCGCCCAACUCCAUUUCCCCCACUUUGCCUCCGCAGGGCUUCAGACGCCAGGGCGCUAAUCACCCUGGAUACUCCCCGCUGAGCUCCUCGCAUGUGGAGUCCGAUGUUGAACUCGGAGAUGCCGCCGAUCAUACGAACAACUCGAAUGAAGCUCGUCCGUCGGCUCAUGAUCUAGAUAGCACCGGGGCUAUCACGCCCGGCAUGUUGGCCAAGUGCCAUCUCCCGGAAAUCAUGCUGCAGCAUGGCCCUUUGGCUAUUCGCCACCUGAUGGGCUAUUUGACCACUAGUGUUCCGGGAUUCUCAGGCAUCCCGCCUGCCAAAGCCCGCAGGCUGGUGGUCGCUGCGCUGGAAGGUCGAGGGAGCGAAGACAAGAGUGGCGGUCGUGAUGGUGAUGUUAUCUUCGAGAAGGUCGGCUGGGGACGCUGGGAUGCUCGCCGUCGUGGUGAGCCUUUGCGGGAUGCGCAACACCUCAACGUGUCGCCACCCGCCAGUAUCUCCAACUCUUUCCCACAACGGGGCAUGCAGAUCCCUACGAAGCGGGGAAGCGUUCAGCCCUAUGGUAGUAGCGUCACUGGCGACUCCGCUGUCUUCUCUUACUCGGAGAUGGACUACGGUGGACAUGAUGUCAGCAUGCUGGAACAUGAGGCUGACAAGAUGUCACUCGACGGAAACGAGCGCGAGUACUGCUCGUCGUCUGAGGCCCCGGACGACGAGAUGCAGGACGAAGACUGGGGCGAAGAAGACAUCACAGACGAGGAAGAUUGGGCACAGAUAGGUGCUGAUGCGCUUCGCGCACGAUCAUUGAACGCCUCGGGAGGCUUCGUGAAUGGGACACAUAAUUCGCCACAGCUGCGCGGCGGAGGACCUGCUGCGUCGUCGCUGGCGAAGUCUGCACCGCGCAGAUUACCGGUUCAACAACACGGCUUUACCCUCCCUGAGGGUGUCAUGGGUGACCGCGAGGAGCGUGCUGCAGUCGAGGCGCUCCUCCGACUCGGAUCAAUGUAA
Aspergillus luchuensis is the source of this 1149-nucleotide messenger RNA. RefSeq lists its product as uncharacterized. Gene Ontology annotation, biological process: positive regulation of transcription from RNA polymerase II promoter by glucose. Gene Ontology annotation, cellular component: nucleus. The record is from RefSeq and is a predicted model, not a curated record. Lineage: Eukaryota; Fungi; Ascomycota; Eurotiomycetes; Eurotiales; Aspergillaceae. Gene Ontology annotation, molecular function: sequence-specific DNA binding. Bases 1 to 1149 code for a protein of 382 amino acids. The transcript has a single exon.